CCAUCAUCUGCCCCAUUAUUACCGUCGGAGCCGUCGUUGAUUAUUACGCGUCGUUCCUUGCCUUGUCAUCGCUUUAAGCGCCCAAUAAGCGCCUAUACCCAUUCAGAAAUAUGUCGUUCUUUGGAAAUAAGAAUAGAGCUCCCAGCAGACCCAAACGUUCACCUACACCCAACUCUGGCACCCUUUCUCGCACAAAUUCUCGCGGUUCUGCAUCCAACGAAGAGGGCGCCAUCUCUAAGCCUUUGUACCUAUGCAGUCCGUUUGCGGAUUCCGCGCUUGUGAAGGGAAACUUCAAGACAAUUGUGAUGCUACCAAAAUACGUUGACAUAACAGAGUGGGUUGCUGUGAACAUAUUCGAUUUCUAUACCCAUCUCAACGAAUUCUACGGCGUCAUCACAGAAUGCUGUACUCAACAGGCUUGUCCUACGAUGUCGGCUGGUACAAACCUAAACUAUCUCUGGACGACCCAAGACCGGAAACAGGUUUUACUUUCUGCACCUACGUACAUCGAUUCGGUCAUGUCGUCAAUACAGACGCUUCUGGACGACGAAAACGUUUUCCCGUCCAAAUCAGGUCAGCAGUUCCUUCCCACCUUCCCAGCGACCGUCAAACACAUAUAUCGUCAACUUCUUCGUGUUUUCGCGCAUAUCUAUCAUGCUCAUUAUACUGAAGUGUUGCAUUUGCGUUCUGAGCCCCAUUUCAACUCGCUUUUUGCACACUUUUUGGCAUUCGGGUGGAAGUAUGAGCUAUUGGAUGUCAAGGAAAUCAAAGGGGAUAUAAAUGCGCCCGUUGGGGUCGGACUGCUAUGGGAGCGAUGGAAGAAUACCGGUAUUCUGGAAGCAUGAGUGUGAGUCAUUUAAUUUAGAAGUCAUUACUUUAUCACUGUAUUACGCGCCAAGGCGUAAAUGGAACUUCUCUACUACUAUGCGUACAAUAUCGCGCCAU
This is a messenger RNA of Guyanagaster necrorhizus, 945 nucleotides long. RefSeq lists its product as uncharacterized. The transcript has 5 exons. Bases 111 to 845 code for a protein of 244 amino acids. The record is from RefSeq and is a predicted model, not a curated record. NCBI's taxonomy places the organism in Eukaryota, Fungi, Basidiomycota, Agaricomycetes, Agaricales, Physalacriaceae.